This is a messenger RNA of Zophobas morio, 1932 nucleotides long. RefSeq names its product G patch domain-containing protein 2-like. The record is from RefSeq and is a predicted model, not a curated record. Bases 167 to 1273 code for a protein of 368 amino acids. NCBI's taxonomy places the organism in Eukaryota, Metazoa, Arthropoda, Insecta, Coleoptera, Tenebrionidae. The transcript has 4 exons.
ACUCAGCCGUCAUCCGUCAUUUGAUCUCCAUUGAUGUUUAUAUUUAUUUUUGCAUCCGUGACGCGUUUCUUUUUCGAUUUCCUUCAUUUUUAAACAUAAAGACGAUGUAAUUAUCGAGGAAUCAAGUUCCCGUGCAAUUAACGAACCAAACGCGCCACAUUUAGCCAUGGAUCAUCUCGCCCAAGAUUUAAGUGUUGCUUUGGAAGAAUCGGAAAGUUGUGGUCCCAUCACUUUCGCUCACGACAAUCAGGGCAAAUGGGGCAUGAGACGAAGGACUCGAUCUGCUGGAAACUUACUUGUUUAUAUGAACAAUUCGCCAGAUAACCAAGGCGAUGAUAGCACUAGCAGCAAUUCUGAAACAAGAAACGACAAGACUUCGAGUCGUGUGGCCAGUUUCCACCAGUCAGACUCCGACGAGCCUUCGUUCAAUAUGGCCAUAGCGAAGGCCAUGCAUAACAAAAGUUCGAUGAGGAUGAAGCACGCUUUGCAUAUCUAUGUCAGAGGUCGAUGCAGGAAACUAGGUGUUAAUCAUAGCUUGGAGAGUGAUUCGGUGAAUGAAAAUUCACCAGCAAGGCCAAAUCUUAGAAGGAAGCGAAAACUGAAACGCAUGAGUAUUGAUGAAGCUCCGAUACCACCAUGUGGGAAGCGUAAACGCUCGCAGCGAUUCGAUAUUGUAGACAAUGGACGUUCUAUUAGACACACUGCAAAAAUUCGACCGCUGCAUCAUAGUCUGGUGGAUAAAAUUGAAAAGAUGUUUCAGAAUAAUCCCAGCAUGGACGAUAAUACAACUAUGGAAACUCAAAGUAUUGAUGAUUGUGAAUUCACGAGUGAGAGUAGCAUUAGCUGGAGUGGGGGUGAAGGUCAUGAUGGGGAUGAUGAAUUGACUGAUUGGGCUCCAUCUAUUGACAAUUCAUCUGCUAUGGAUCAGACUUCUUUCAAUGAUACUGACCCUCGUGAGAUUCGAGCAGGUUGUAGAAGAUUGGGUGACGAGCGACCGGGUUUUAGUAUUAGCACCGGUGCUAACGAACGCGUGGCCAAGUUUCUUCAAGACACCACCAAAUCCGAGCUUAGGUUAUUUGGAGGGGAACGAGAAAAAUUAGGGCAACUGGCAGCUCUAUAUUCGUUAGAUUUGUGGUUCGAUAGCCCCACCUCAUCCUUGUUGAGGAAGACUAGCAAAACACCAUGCAUGCAACCGCCGCAAAAGCACCACAGCGGAAUGAGUGCAGGUCAUAAGAGAAUUCGAACACAUGGACGCUUCGUGGGGGUGGAGUAAUUUUCAGAGUAGAAACCUUGAUAAUCGAUUUUUUAUUUGUGCCUUGCAACUUGCGCAUGAUCUUCGACUUAACUUCAAAUUUUUACGGAUAGUGGCGGCUAGUAAAUUUUUCUUUGCUUCCUCGUCUUAACAAUAUUAUAUUUUAUGUGUUCUUGUUUUGAGAGGAAGUGGAGAUACCACUGCCAUAUUUAUGUAGUAAAAAGUAGGAUAAAUUGUAGAGUAGUAAUAAAUUGAUGUAAUACAUGAAAUUUGAGGUUAAGUUGAAGACAACGUGUUCAAGUCACUUACCAGUAAUGAAGUGUCUUUCUUUUGUCUACAAGUUGAGAUUAAAUUAUGGAGUAAUGCAGUAGCGAAUGGAAGACACUUUCAAUGUCGAAAUUUGUGUACAUUAAGUUAAUCAUUCCAUAUCAAUAGGGUUAAGUUUCUGGUUGAGGCGUAGAACUGAACCUUGAGUAGCCAAGUUUGGAAAAAUGUAUCCCACAGAUUUCGUCGAUUUUUAGUUAUUAUUAGAAGCUCAAUUCGGAAAAAUUUCAACUAGUACAAACUAUAUUAAGUAAUAAUUGUACAGUAUUUAUUUUUACUGUAAUGAUAAUUAUUGUGAAAUUGAGAGAGUUGUUGUUAAUUUUUUUCCGCCCUAUUAUUAAAAUUAGAUAAUUUUA